Molecule: messenger RNA, 787 nt
Organism: Dioscorea cayenensis subsp. rotundata (Guinea yam)
Lineage: Eukaryota; Viridiplantae; Streptophyta; Magnoliopsida; Dioscoreales; Dioscoreaceae
Exons: 2
Coding region: 98-667 (189 amino acids)
Source: RefSeq, a predicted model, not a curated record
GGAGAAGGGGUGCUUCCUAUAAGAGGGCAUCCAUAAGACUCAUAUCUAAUUAUCAUGGAGGAGGAACAGGUGACGUUCUCUGGUUGACGUGCAAUCCAUGGCAACACCCAACAACAACAACAACAACAAUAGCAUGAGCAUCAACAACUUCCUCUAUAAACAUCAAGCAUGGUUUCCAACACUAGGCAUGGUUUUCUUAACUUUCAAUUCAAUCACAGCCGUUUAUCGUUCCAUCAACGAACCAUGGACGGUUCUCUUCAUCGUUUCAGUUUACGUUAAUGUCGUUCUUCUUCUCUCUUCUGUCCGUAUCAUGGAGAGAACGCCGGAGGGCAAACGAGAUGGCAUCAAGGCCACGGUCUGGUCACUCGCUUCUACGCUUACCGUUAUGUUUUCUUAUAGAGUUGCUCAAAUGAUGCCUUUUGCUCUUGCGGUGAUCGUAUGGCUCAUGGCUUCCGUUACUGUUUUUGGUGGCUUUUAUGCGCUCGUCGUUUACCGCGAAGAACCGGAUCUACCCUACCGGACAAAAGCUGAUGAUAAUGGGCUCAGUGGUGAACCUAAGGCCAUGAUUGAAGUACAAAAUGAGAUCCAAGAGAAUAAGGUUUUAAGGUUAUUGAAGUUUAUUGCACAACAGAGAUUAGGGUUUAAAGAGAAGAAAAUUGUCACAUGAGGAGAUUAGGGGUUAGAGAGAAGAAAAUUGUCAUACGAGAAAACAAAAAAAAGGGUCUUGGUUGGCUGUCCACUUGGAUCAUGAAGGUGAUGAGGUAAGGGAAUGCAAGCAAUAUAACAA